UUUCGUUAAUCGGUGCGAUUCUUACUUUGGGUGAUUCGUAAAAAUGUACCUGGAAGAAUAGCAUUGUUGAAGUCGUAAUGUCCCUCACCUAAAUGAGAUCCAAAUAGCGGUCGUAACUUGAGGUUUUGCAAGUAAGUGCACUGAUGCAACGAUUUCAAUACUGUAGAGACAUGAUCACAAAGGAAGGAUUCGAGAAAUACAAUAAGUUUUGUGAAUUCUUGUAUACAAUAUACUGCAGGACAGGAGAGAGAGUAAUUCGUAAAGGACAAUAGGGAGUGCGGUUUUACAUGAUUUUGUAAGGAUAAGUUUCAUUGGUGAGCUACAAACCUAAGAAUCGUAAGGCAUAAAUGAUGAUUGAUUAAGAGAAAGUAAACAAGUUAAGGUUAUUUAAAGGAAACAGUUCCAAAUUAUGAGGAUGAUACUUUAUUUAGCGCUUUCAGUUUUAAAGAUUUGAAUCCAGGAGAUCAUUUUGGGGAUAUGUCAUUAUUAGAUAAUGGAUAAGUGUCAUGUACCAUUAUUUGUAAAACCUUUUGUUAAUUUAUAUGUAUGGAUAAACAACAGUUUGUUAAAUUUAUUGGAAAAUCAGUACCAGUUUUAUAAAAAUUAAAAAUAUUAGAAGAAUAGUCAAUAUUUAAUUGUUGGACUGAUGGAGAGUUGAGAGCAUUAAGUUAUGAAUUCAAGAGUAGAAUAUAUCAUCAAGAAGAAUUCUUAUAUUAAGAAGGAUAAAAGAAUGUUUAGGUCUUUUUAAUAAUGAAUGGAUAAAUUGAGAUGACUUCAACUCGUGAUAAUUAAACAUAUCAUCUUAGUUCCUUAGAUAUUGGUGCACUCUUUGGAGAUGAUUCUGAUUAUCAUACAUGCAAUGCUAAAUGUGUUUCAGCUAGAGCCGAAGUUCUUGUAAUUGGAAGACAAGUUUUAAAUAGAAUGUUAGAUUGGCAUCCUGAAUCUAAAAUAUUGUACAAAUUAUAAUUAUGUAUUCUCAUCUUAUUUAUCCUAGAACAAAAAGCUAGUUGGAGAUAAGAGAGAUUAAAUAAUCUUAUUGAAUGUCAUGAAGAAAAAACUAAAUGUAGAAGAACUUAAUCUGUUAAAAUGCAAUUAUUGGAUUUAUUAAUUAAACCUAAGUAUUAGAAAAUACGUCUAUCUCCUUGUGUUAAGAGAGUCACUAAUAUUCAAGAUACUAUGGAUUUUGAAGAAAAAAAACUAAAACAUAAAGAAAUUUUGGAAAAACAAAAUCUUGUUAUAUCUUAACGCAAAAUUGAAUUUUUUAAAUUGGGUCAAACAUUUACAGAAAAAAGAAGAAAAAAGCAAAAAUAAUAAUAGGAGGAAUUAAAUGCCAAAUUAAAAAGAUAAUGUGAAAGUGUUCUUAUUUCAGAACCUCCACUGGAAAAACUUAAUAGAGCAUCAAGUACUAUCAUGACAAAAACAUCAUAAACUUCUUUAAAAUAAUCACCUGUCAAAAAACUUCGAAAAGUAUUUUCUAUUGAAGGAACAACCAUUAAUAUUCAUUAUAGAUAAUGA
Molecule: messenger RNA, 1515 nt
Organism: Paramecium sonneborni
Lineage: Eukaryota; Ciliophora; Oligohymenophorea; Peniculida; Parameciidae
Source: the annotation of a GenBank genome assembly